Messenger RNA from Saccostrea cuccullata (small rock oyster), 787 nucleotides. RefSeq lists its product as uncharacterized. Bases 2 to 787 code for a protein of 261 amino acids. Gene Ontology annotation, molecular function: zinc ion binding. The record is from RefSeq and is a predicted model, not a curated record. The transcript is spliced from 5 exons. Lineage: Eukaryota; Metazoa; Mollusca; Bivalvia; Ostreida; Ostreidae.
AAUGCUACAGGUAUCAGAUAUAUACAAGAUAAGAUUAGACAAAAAGUCUGGAGACCCUUUAAAUACACACUGUGAGUGUCCAGCAGGGAAGGGGCCUCAGGGAAGCUGCAAACACAUUGCUGCAGUCCUCCUGAUGAUAAAAGAGUUUACAGAAUCAGGAGAACUCGGACUAGGGAAGUCGUGCACUGAUACUUUAAUGAUGUUUACAAAACCAAAAUCCUCCUAUGAUGGAUCUCCAGUCAAAGCUGAAAACCUUCCAACAAAGAGAAAGUUGGCUGCAGACUUCCUCAGUGACCCAAGGCCAGAGAAAAGAAGAAACUGUCCUGGAUACAACGACUAUGUACAAUCUAUAGUUACCAAUUACUGCAGCCAGUCCUCAAAUGAUAUCUCAUUCCGAUACAUGUAUGGGAAGGCAAAUAUUCAGGCUGCUGUCAAAGACCACGACUAUUGCCAAUUGCCUUUUACUGAGCACUGGGUUGAUAAUUCCAUUAAGGUAACAGAAUCUGAUGUAGUAAGGAUUGAAGAGUCCACAAGACAACAGAGUGCAAGCCAGAUUUGGUUCAUCGAGAGGAAGUGGCGCCUUACGGCAUCAAAGUUUGGGGAAAUAUGCAAGGCCACUUCUCGUCGAAAUACCAGGAAGCUGUGUGCUGCAUUAUUGUCUGAUGUUCAAAUCAACAGUGAAGCUUUGCGGCAUGGAAAAAAUUAUGAGGCAAAAGCUUUGAAAGUAUUCAACAGCAAAUUUAAUAACUCUUUUAAGAGGUCAUUUGCCAUUUACAGUGAUCAAUGA